Messenger RNA from Numida meleagris (helmeted guineafowl), 1890 nucleotides. RefSeq names its product guanine nucleotide-binding protein G(I)/G(S)/G(O) subunit gamma-11. Bases 1575 to 1796 code for a protein of 73 amino acids. Gene Ontology annotation, biological process: G protein-coupled receptor signaling pathway. Gene Ontology annotation, cellular component: heterotrimeric G-protein complex. Gene Ontology annotation, molecular function: G-protein beta-subunit binding. The transcript is spliced from 3 exons. The record is from RefSeq and is a predicted model, not a curated record. Lineage: Eukaryota; Metazoa; Chordata; Aves; Galliformes; Numididae.
AUUUUGUUGGAAUUGGACAGGAAGCCAUUGAAAUGCCACUUCAAACAAUAGCAGCAAAAUGAGUGCUGUCAUGCUGAUACCAUUUCCCAUUUCCUCUGUGCAUGCACACAUACAAAACAAAGUUUGAAUUAAACCCGUCUAUCCAUCAACCCUGCAGCACAGUGUGGCAUUUACUCAGCUGCUCCUCUGCUGUAACAGCAACAAAGUUCACUUAGAUUAGGUAGGUAUUUGUAAAAAUAUAUGAACCAGAGGAGCAACUAACAGUGAGUGGUGAGAGCCUUCACUAGCUACAGUCAGCGGAACUAGCCACAUCUCCAGGUGGCUGCCACAGGCUUCCCAUUGCUGGGCUAUGAUGCCAAGUUGCCCUGCUCCCACCAGCAGCCCUUAGCUCUGCCCCCCCUGUGCCCCACUAUCCGUGUGUAGCACUCCGUGCUCCCAGCAAGGGCUGUGCUGCCCAGCCAGCAGCUCCUUCCCUCUGAUCUGAGCAGCACUGGGGCCAGCAGGGGUGUAGGGAUGCCAGCAUAGGUUGUAGGGGUUAGGGCCAAAGGGAUGGAGGGGAAGAGGAGCUGAUUUUAGGCUGAAAUAAAUCUGAUGUAAACCCUAUGAGCACUGUAAGAGCAGUGGCAGAGGAGGGAGAUGUAAAUCGUGGCAUCCUGCUGUACUGCUUACAUCUGCUGUGUGGGAGAGAGGCAGGUAGUGUCCUUGUGGCUAUAGCCAGAGGUGGAAGGAGGGUGGGAGGUGACUGCCUACAGGGCGUUUCAGGUUCUGAAAACCAAAUGGGUUCACACAGGCCCACUCAAAGGGCUGCAUCCAGGCCUGCAGCUUUAUUUGGUGUGAAGGGCUGUGGCUGUGCUGAUUCUACAUCUGCUGGCGUCAUAUGAAAGCUGCUGCCAAGAGUGAAGGUGCCAGGGCACAAACAGGGUGAAGGGACACUUGUUGCAGAGAGCGAGCCCUCUGCUCACGGUCUGGACCUCAGCAGUAUGUGCAAGAACAGGGGGCUUUCUUAAGUCCUUCUUGUGCUUUCUGAACCCAUCACUCAGAGCGCACCCCAUCCCCAGCACGCAGCACAGCUGCACAACCCCAGGGGCUCUGUGCAGUGCAGCACAGCCAUGCCAUGCAGAGCUCUGUGUCCCACUGACAGCCUGACCUGACAGCUGCUCCUUCACCUCUCUACCUUUCAGUCUGAUCUGCCUGUAGUUUUAACACAGAACUUCGGGGGAAUACGCCCAAGAAAAGCACCUGCUGCCACCGGUUCACCUCUCUCAGGAUGCCGGUGGCACAUGACCACGCAGCACUGAGGGACAGGAGGAGCAAAGGAGAGGGCUCAGCGCUGGGCAGCCCCCGGCUGCCUCUGCCCCACAGGGCAAGGAAGGGAAUCGGUAUCCGCAGCCUGCCGGGUGCGGGGCGCUGGGGCCCCGCAGAAUGAACGUCCCGAGUGCGGGGCCGGGCGGGCCGUAAUCCGGUUAGAGGGGAUUAGCCCGGAGUUUAAAGGCCGGGCGGCGCGGGGCAGGGUGCCCGGCGCGGUGGGGAGGAAGCAGCCGCCGCGGAGCAGCCCGGCGGCAUCGGUGCACACCAUGCCGGCGAUCAACAUCGAGGAUCUGAGCGAGAAGGACAAACUGAAAAUGGAAGUGGAGCAGCUCCGGAAAGAAGUGAAGCUGGAGAGGCAGCCGGUGUCCAAGUGCUCUGAGGAGAUCAAGAACUACAUCGAGGAGCGCUCGGGAGAGGACCCGCUGGUGAAGGGCGUCCCAGAGGACAAGAACCCCUUCAAGGAGAAGGGCGGCUGUGUCAUCGCCUGAGGGAGACCCCAGCCUGCUGGGCCUGGUCCAGCAGUGCAGGAGCGGUUUUUGUGUGUUGUUCUUUUUUUUCUUAAAUAAAUAGAUGAAUCUGAAA